AAAUAAGUUCAAGCUUGUGCUGCUUACUCUCGAGGUUGUUUUCCUUUAGCUAUAAUUAUCUCUCGUCUCAGAAAUAUUAAUGACAGAGCUACAAUUACAUACACAAUCUUGGUAGAUAAAACGGAGUUAACAUUUUAUUCGACACAUAAGGAUAUGCUAUCUGACUUUGGAACGUAAAUACAAAGUCAAAACCGUGUGGACAACAAACCGACUCGUUGUCAACCAGCUAAACCGGAGUCAUCACCACAAAUCUCCACUCCGUGUUCAUUCUCACUUUCUCUUCCAUUUCGUCUGUAGUCGGCCUUUACAUUCUGUCACCAAGUUCAGUCCGUGGUUUCGCCAGGAGAGGAUGAACUGGCUUUUCCCCCUGUCCAAAGGCUCCGGAUCUCUCCCUCUGAACAGCCUACAGCAACAAAGACAGCGGCAGAUCGAGUCACUCAAAGCCGCUCAUCCCAGCCUCGCAGAGAUCCAGAAAGAUGUGGAGUACAGAAUACCAUUCACAGUCAACAACUCCACCAUUAGUGUUAACAUUCUGUUGCCUCCUCAGUUCCCCCAGGAGAAGCCGGUGGUUAGUGUCUACCCCCCUGUUGGUCAUCAUUUAGUCGACGGCAAUAAUGGCACCAUUAUCACUAGCCCUCUCAUUACUAAUUUUGGGAUGCACUCCGAUCUGGGUAAGGUCAUUCAGAGUCUGUUGGACGAGUUCUGGAAAAGUCCUCCUGCCUUGAUGUCAACCGGCCCUGCUGGCUUUCCAUAUAUGUACAAGUCGUCAGGCUUGGCUCCUUACCCCACUCAGGCUUACCACUACGGCCCUCGCCACGUGGGCCCAGGUCACACUCCGCCUCCUGGGCCAGGCCCAGCUCCAGCUCUCAUGCCUCACCCAGGGGCCGAUGGUGCCCAUGGGCCCCCUCGAGCUCCAGCCCCAUACGGAGUGAUUUCUGACCUGCCACUGCCUGUUCCUACUGGAGACUCACAGGCUGGACUGAACGGACACAUGUACAAGAUGCCUGAGAUUCCUGAGUCUUUUCCUGAACUCUGUGACUUGAAUCUGGCCCAGUUGUCCAACAUGUCUGAAAACGAGGAUUUGUUACUGGAGUUCUUUGUGAGUUUGCCACAACUGAAACAGGUCACCAGUGAUAAAGAAGAGCUGAUCACCAAUAUAGUCGAUGUGGCUAAGAAAAAUCUUCAGAUGGAGCCACAGCUGGAAGGAAAAAGACAAGAAAUGCUCUACAAGUAUGAACAGCUGACUCAAAUGAAGUCGGCCUUUGAGACAAGGAUGCAGAGACAGCAUGAGCUCAGUGAGAGUUGCAGUCUUAGUACUCUCCAGGCUCGGUUAAAAGUUGCAGCCCACCAGGCUGAGGAGGAGUCUGAGGAGACGGCUGAAAACUUCCUGGAGGGACGCACAGACAUAGACGAAUUCCUGACCAGCUUCAUGGAGAAGAGAACGCUUUGCCACAGCAGAAGGGCCAAAGAGGAAAAGUUGCAACAGUCCAUCAACACACAUGGACCGUUUCCUACCAGCCACUAGAACACAAGGUUUGGUGUUUUCUCAGCCAACUGCUGCCAACUUAAAGGAUAAAGACUUUUGAGGGGACGAAAAGCACACUGAGUCAACAAUGGGCACUUUAGAGAAAUAGGAAGACGCUGAUUGCAAUGGUGGAAGGAGCCCACUGUGCCCAGAUCUGGGCUAAAAAAUACUGUUGAAGUUGGAUUGCGUGAGAGCAAGCUAGGUAAGCUAUUGAGUUACUACAAGAGGCCAAAACUGGAAGGAUUGACCCAUGCCUAGCUUUUACAACUACGUUACUAAGGAUUGAUCACAUUUUGGAUCAUUUCUAUUGCAUAUGCUGUUUGUCCAGUUUUGACUUGACAGUGAUGACAAAAAGUUGUGUUUCUUUCCUAUAUUUAUGUCACGUUGCUCAAUCAGAGCAACACCUGCACCUGAUCAGAGUUAUUAGUGACACAUUUGAAAGAAAAUACAAAUUGUUUAGGACAGGACUCCCAAUCUUACAUUUUAUUUCAUGCGGUGAGCAAGUAAAUGUCACUAUAAAAGAAGUGUUAAAAAAUGCUAAUGUGUCUGUAUUUCCCGUCUCUGAGAUCAUUGUCAAGUCCUUGCUUUAUUAUCCCAGAAAGGCCCUACCGGACAGACAGAAGACAAACAUUUACACUGCAAAGCUGCUGUUUACAUUGAAUUGGUUGUUCUAUACCAGUGGUUCCCAACCUUUUUUCCUUGGCGCCCCCCCCUACUCAUGUCUAAGAAAAGCUGA
Messenger RNA from Perca flavescens (yellow perch), 2261 nucleotides. It is a transcript of the gene vps37a, whose product is annotated as VPS37A subunit of ESCRT-I. The coding region runs from base 350 to 1525 and encodes 391 amino acids. Gene Ontology annotation, cellular component: ESCRT I complex. Gene Ontology annotation, biological process: protein targeting to vacuole; ubiquitin-dependent protein catabolic process via the multivesicular body sorting pathway; protein targeting to membrane. The transcript is spliced from 12 exons. The record is from RefSeq and is a predicted model, not a curated record. Lineage: Eukaryota; Metazoa; Chordata; Actinopteri; Perciformes; Percidae.